This is a messenger RNA of Zootoca vivipara (common lizard), 4053 nucleotides long. It is a transcript of the gene CTSD, whose product is annotated as cathepsin D. Lineage: Eukaryota; Metazoa; Chordata; Lepidosauria; Squamata; Lacertidae. Gene Ontology annotation, molecular function: aspartic-type endopeptidase activity. Gene Ontology annotation, biological process: proteolysis. The record is from RefSeq and is a predicted model, not a curated record.
AAGCAGUCACGGGGUUGUAUUGCUCAGUCAUUGCCCUUAAUACCGGGAGGGCUGCGGGUUUGCAAAACAGACCGGACUUGGAGCAGCACGAGAAGCGCACCUGCUCCCCGUCGGUACCUGAGAGUCGCUACGAUCCAGCCCAGCCGCCAUCGCCAUGGGGCUCCGCUCUUUAAUCCUGCUCGCGUCCCUGGUGGUCGCUAGCUCGGCGCUCAUCAGAAUUCCAUUGAAGAAGUUCCCCUCCAUGCGCAGCAUCUACACAGAAUAUGGGACCAAUGUCCAAGACCUGAAUGAGUUGGGGGAAAUGCUGAAGUACAAAUUUGGGGGCGCUGAUGUGGGCGCACCAACCCCAGAAACUUUGAAGAACUACAUGGAUGCUCAGUAUUAUGGAGAGAUUGGCAUUGGGACACCCCCACAGAAGUUUACUGUGGUCUUCGACACUGGCUCUUCCAACCUCUGGGUGCCUUCUGUCCACUGCCACUUGUUGGACAUUGCUUGCCUGCUGCACCACAAAUACGAUUCUUCCAAGUCCAGCUCGUAUGUGAAAAAUGGUACAGACUUUGCCAUCCAUUAUGGUACUGGGAGCCUGUCAGGAUUUCUCAGCCAAGAUCAUGUAACGAUUGGUGACCUGACUGUCCAGAAUCAGUUGUUCGGUGAAGCUGUCAAGCAGCCUGGUAUCACUUUCAUUGCUGCAAAGUUUGAUGGCAUCCUUGGCCUGGCAUACCCUAAGAUCUCCGUGGAUAAAGUGAAGCCUUUCUUUGACAAUGCAAUUGAGCAGCAGCUAAUGGAAAAGAACAUAUUUUCCUUUUAUCUAAACAGGGAUCCGAAAGCAGCCACUGGAGGUGAAUUGCUUUUCGGUGGCGUGGACCCACAAUAUUAUACUGGGGACUUCACCUGGGUGAACGUCACUCGCAAAGCUUACUGGCAGAUCCACAUGGACAAGGUUGACGUUGGCAAUGGCCUGACUGUGUGCAAAGAUGGCUGUGAAGCUAUUGUAGACACAGGGACCUCCCUCAUUACAGGCCCAACAGACGAAAUUAAGCAACUGCAGAAAGCCAUUGGAGCUAAGCCAAUCAUUAAAGGACAGUACAUGCUUCCGUGUGAUAAGCUGUCUUCCCUUCCCACUGUGAACUUGGUCCUGGGAGGGAAAUCCUAUGCCCUCACUCCAGAUCAAUAUGCCUUGAAGGUUACUGUUCAAGGAGAAACUCUUUGCUUGAGUGGAUUUUCAGGCUUGGAUGUCCCACCACCUGGUGGACCUCUUUGGAUCCUGGGUGAUGUCUUCAUCGGCCCUUAUUACACCGUGUUCGAUCGAGAUAAUGAUGCCGUCGGUUUUGCAAAAUGUUCCGGCAGUGCGUAAAUGCAACUGACAACCACCUCCUACAGUCUCUCUCUCCAAAUUCACUCACAAACACACUGGAGUUUUCUACUGUCUCUUGUAGGCAUUAGGAACAAAAUUAGGAAAGUUAAAAGGAAAAAAAAUUGACACUUUAAAAUUUAAAUAAGGAGCAGAGAUCUUUAAAAAAUAAUAAUAAUCUGAAAAGCUACUACGGUAGUGACCAUUGAACAAACACUUCCUUCCUCGAAUGACACAGGCCAUAGAAAAGUUAUAAUAAAAACGUACCUAAGGAGCCCCAGCAUUGUAUGAGCUCUUCAAACAUCUGGCUACUUGACAUGCUAUCCCUUUUUAAGCAUAAGAACUAUAAAUACCAUAUUUAAAUUAACACAGUUGCUUGGGAUUGGACUAGGUGAACCCUUUGGUGUUCCUUCCAAUCCUACGAUUCUGUUAUUCGCUCCAAAAGAGAAAUCUUCUUAGAUUCACUUGCCUAGCUGUUCCCCAUUUUUAAUUUAUUGAUAUAUAUAUAUAAAGGCAACAUAGAGAACAGGAUCUUUCACAGUUGUUUAUGGGGGGGAAGUGCUAGGUAGUUGGGAAGUUACCACGGAAUUUGCAUUGGGCUAAUGAUCCCGUAGUAUUUCUUGCAUUGUGGGGAUGUGGGAUAUAGCAAAAUUGUCCCGAUUUGCAUUUUUAAAAGAAAUGUAGCAGGUCCACACCACUUUGGGUUAGGUGGGCUCCAAUGAGUAGAGAGUCCUUGGGAAGUUAUAACUGGAAAUGGGUAUUUCUAUAAGGUAUGAUUGGGUUCUCCCAUCUCAUAUUUUAUAAACAGCCACAGUUUUGAUUUUGGUCUGAGUGACCCCAUUCAGGUACUGUAGUUACGCAAGACAUUGUUACAACUUCUUUCUCUUGGUUUCUCAAACCUUACAUAAUUCCAUAAUUGACAAGAUGCAUCAACUUGUCAAAUAAGGCGUCUCCCCACACCCCACUAUUAAAUCAAAUCACAGCUACUCUGACACUCAUAUCUCAGUACUGCUGCCAGUACAGAAAAAUCCUGUAGAUAGGAAACCUUGAUAAAACAGGGAACCUUGGGUGUGGGGUGGGUUCAAUCUGCCCUUGCAGAAAGCAGGACUGAUCUUCCUGCUCAUCAGCUGACAAGCAGGGGUUUGAAUCCUGCUUGGUCACACUCUCCCUCCAACCCCAUGGGCCAACUUUGGCAGGUGGCCAGGAUCAUCCUCCUGUCAAGAGUUAACCUGUGGGUUGUGGGAAGAUGAAUAUCUGGCACGCCGGGCCAAAAGGGUUCCCCACCGCCGUUACGAAACUUACUCUGCUAUGAGAAGCUGGGUCUAGGAUCCCAAAUUGUAUGAACAACUCUGCACAGAGAGAUUCUGGUUACCUAGACUUUUAUGAAAAGUGUUUUAUAAAAAGAGCUGCUUCUGCAUUGGUGCCUGAUUUUGGCCUGGCAAGCAGAACGCAUGGAGCAGCCCUUCAGGACAGGGAGGUGGAGAUAAGCUAGGUAGAUGUUAGUUGAGCAAACUGGAACGUCAUCGUUGGCUUGGUAAAUGAAGUCUUCCGGUAUCUUUUUAGAUAAAUUUGAAAUGUUCCAUGAUAUUUUGGACCCCAGCCCUAAGGUUGCGAGACAGCACGGAUAACACAGAACACAACUUUUAGAUUAAACAAAGAGCUGUUCUGAUGCAGAGCCAAGCACACUUCGCUGAAGAUGCUUUAUUUUAAACUAGAUGAAAUCUGGUUCAAGAAGAGCAACACAAUAGAAAAGCUGGUGAACACGGGAGAGUAAAAGGCAUCAGGAAUUUGAACAUACAUUUGUGAAUAUGCUGCAUGUCCUAGACUACAAACCAACCCCCCCCUCCUGGUUGGGUUGAAUACUUUGGAAUGCUGAUAAGCAUCAGGAUAUCUAGAGAAAGCUAUACCUGCUUGGGAAUUGCUAACAAGAUGCUGCCAUUCAAAAACCAUGGUGUGUCUGUAAGCUUGUGAAAGAUACAGAAGUAUAUUGGAGAUGUCAUUAAAACUGUCGCAUCCUUCCCCAACCUGGUGCCCACCAUGUUGACUGGGGCUGGUUGGAGUUGCAGUCUAAAACAUCUAAAAAAAGUCUUCAACCCUGAACUAGUAAUUCAAGGUCAUUGAAUAGCUUCUCACUGAGUAAUAUCAAGUACAAAUACUCUAGGAACUUUCAUUUCAAACUUAAGUGCCCAAAGUUCUUCUUAAGAGAAGCUGUAUAGAAAGUGUCUUAAAUUUUCUUUAGGUGGUCAUUCAUAUCAGGAUAAGAUUGGACACAAGUCUUUUGUCUUGAAGAAAUUUUAUCAUGAAUGCCGUAUAUUAUAUAUAUAUAAAAGUAUCUCUCGCUCAUUAGCACUGAGUGGGCUGAUUGGCCGGUAAUAGUAUAUGUUUCAGUCUCUUAGAGGCAACUGCUAACAGCAGCCUAACACCACCACCCCUUUCAAAGGCGUGUGAUAUAGUCUAUAAAGGAGGAGAGCGUUCUCUGCCGACCUUUGGAAGGUCAAGUACAGGAAUCCGUUUGUUUGGAAUACAUUUAGAGCUGCUGGAUCUGUAGCUUGCUACUCUCCCCUUGUUUUUGCUUGCUUUUUCUAAAUGUGUAAAAUGCUCUUGUGGCUCUCCUGUUGGGCAGAUGCAAGUUGUAGCUGAUCUCCACUCAAUUUGUCAUAGAAAAAUUGUAAUGAAAAAAUAAAUUUGUCUCCUCUACAUUC